This is a messenger RNA of Passer montanus (Eurasian tree sparrow), 6813 nucleotides long. It is a transcript of the gene TADA2B, whose product is annotated as transcriptional adaptor 2B. Gene Ontology annotation, cellular component: SAGA-type complex; nucleus. The transcript has 2 exons. NCBI's taxonomy places the organism in Eukaryota, Metazoa, Chordata, Aves, Passeriformes, Passeridae. Gene Ontology annotation, molecular function: zinc ion binding; chromatin binding; transcription coactivator activity. The record is from RefSeq and is a predicted model, not a curated record. Gene Ontology annotation, biological process: chromatin remodeling; regulation of transcription by RNA polymerase II. Bases 14 to 1276 code for a protein of 420 amino acids.
CGGGCGGGGUAAGAUGGCGGAACUGGGGAAGAAGUACUGCGUGUACUGCCUGGCCGAGGUGAGCCCGCUGCGCUUCCGCUGCACCGAGUGCGCCGACAUCGAGCUCUGCCCCGAGUGCUUCUCGGCGGGCGCCGAGAUCGGCCCGCACCGCCGAUGGCACGGCUACCAGCUGGUGGACGGCGGCCGCUUCACCCUCUGGGGCGCCGAGGCCGAGGGCGGCUGGAGCAGCCGCGAGGAGCAGCUGCUGCUGGACGCCAUCGAGCAGUUCGGCUUCGGCAACUGGGAGGACAUGGCUGCUCACGUGGGCGCGUCCCGAACGCCUCAGGAGGUGAUGGAGCACUACGUGAGCAUGUACAUCCACGGCAACCUGGGAAAGGCCUGCAUCCCUGACACCAUUCCCAACAGGGUGACGGACCACACGUGUCCCAGCGGCGGCCCGCUGUCCCCCAGCCUGACGACGCCGCUGCCGCCGCUGGACAUCUCGGUGGCGGAGCAGCAGCAGCUGGGCUACAUGCCCCUGCGCGACGACUACGAGAUCGAGUACGACCAGGACGCCGAGACGCUCAUCAGCGGCCUCUCGGUCAACUACGACGACGACGACGUGGAAAUCGAGUUGAAAAGAGCCCACGUGGACAUGUACGUGAGGAAGCUCAAGGAGAGGCAGCGGCGGAAGAACAUUGCGCGAGAUUAUAACUUGGUCCCGGCCUUCCUGGGGAAGGAUAAAAAGGACAAGGAGAAAGCUCCCAAACGGAAGAUCACAAAAGAAGAGAAGGAGUUGAGGCUGAAACUGAGGCCUUUGUACCAGUUCAUGUCUUGUAAGGAGUUUGAAGACUUCUUUGAGAACAUGCACAAGGAGAGGAUACUCCGAGCGAAGAUUCGGGAGCUGCAGCGGUACCGGCGGAAUGGGAUCACCAAAAUGGAGGAGUCGGCAGAGUACGAGGCGGCCCGGCACAAACGGGAGAAGAGGAAGGAGAACAAGAACAUAGCUAGUUCCAAGAGAGGGAAGGAAGAGGGGAAAGAAGGUGAAUUUGCUGCCAUUGAAAACCUGCCUGGCUUUGAACUCUUAUCGGACAGGGAAAAGGUGCUCUGCAGCUCUCUGAACUUGAGUCCUGCGCGUUACGUGACUGUAAAAACUAUCAUCAUUAAAGACCAUCUCCAAAAAAGACAAGGAAUUCCUUCAAAGAGUCGCCUUCCCAGUUACUUAGAUAAGGUACUGAAGAAAAGGAUUUUAAACUUUCUGACAGAAAGCGGUUGGAUAUCCAGGGAUGCUUCAUGAAAUUCAGCCGAUUGAAAAAACACAGCAGAGGCCCAUUACAGCCUCAAGGACUCCGUUAUUUUUUCCUUCCCUCCCCAAAGAUACAGAAACCAUGUCGCUUAAAAACACAAAAGAGCAAAUACAUAAACCUCCACAGUCAUCAUGAUCCGUGGUGGUUUAAGUAGACUUUUACUUUGGAUCAUGGAAAAUACUUAAUUGUGAAACUUUUACAUUGGUUUUCACUGCUUUUGGUACAUUCUUAGAACAGAUUUUUUCAUGUGAACUUACUCAAGUCCGGUAGUCCCAGAGUAGUUGCUUUAGUCCGUACUGUUGGAUAGAUGAAUUUCAGUGUAAUUCUUGCUUUUCUUUGCAGGUAGGAGAUAGUUUCAUUCACUGGAAACUUUCUUCAUCCUUUGUUUUGUUUUGUUUUUUUUUGGCAUAAUGCUGGCAGCAAAGUGAAGCUUACAAAGGUCCUGUGCUCAGGAGCAGGUGAGCAGGGACUUUUGUGACCAGUGCUAAGCUUUUGGAACAUUCUCCUUAGUAACUACAGCCGAGGCGUGGGGACAGCGGGAUGAGAGUUCCUGUCCAGACUACAGCAGGGGUGAGCCGUGGCAGGGAGUGGAAGGAAGGAAGGAAAUGUGGUAGGUGAGAUGCCUGCAGGGACUUGUGCUGUGGAGGGGGGUUCUUGAAGGGCUCCCAGCUAAUCUGGGCAUUGUUUUGACCUGAGUUUCCUGAAACAGACCCUUGUGAAGAGUUGAUGUUUCCUGCUUGGUACUGGAGUGUCAGGAAUCCCCAGCAGCUGUGGUGCUCUGCUCCAGAGGAGGGAUCAGCUACAGCAAGGUACCUGACUUGGGCCAGAAAUGGCAUUUGGGAGAACAGGCAGUGAAGUGUUUGGCAGAAGUUGAGAGCCUCAGGCAGCAAAAUCACUGUUUUUCCUUGUUAGAGGAGCCUGCUGCUCCUCCUUCGGGAUCUUAACUGCUGAGCUCCUAGAGGCUGAGGAGGUGUAGCUAUCUCCUGAAUUUCGUUGGGAAGUCAGGGAAAGGGAAGAGGAUCCUCAAAUAGGGUAUGGUUGCUGAGAUUGGUCUUUAAAAACAAAAAUAAAAAUUUAUGCAGAUUUGGUCAAAAUGCACAAAGCGUUCCUAAAUUUGGAGUGCUUAAUCCAGCCACUGUAGGGUUCUAAUUGCACAUACCUUGAAAGGUACCAGCCCAGGCACAUUGAAUCUGAGUUUGCUGACAGCUAGAAGAGAGUGCACCUUGGGAGGAUCUCCUCCAGUUCUGACAGCUGCUGCCUGGAGUGCUGCUGGGGCCAGGCACCAGCUGGGAUGUGACACAGCAGGAAACACAAAUGCCCAACACACAGUACUGCUCUAGUAAGAUCUAUUGAUUAAGGGAAAGAUGGUGAAGGAGGAUUAGAAAAUUAUUAUUAAACUCAUUUUGUCCUUCAAUUGCCUGCUGGUAUUUAACCAAAUGAAUAAAAACCAGUGGAAAUAGCACAGUUACUUGUGCCUGAGCCUCUCUGCUGGUCGUGUCUGGAGCAGGAAGCUGUGACUGGAGGCAGGCUGGACAGGUCUUGUGGAGUGCAGGUGUACCAAACUUGGAACCUGACUGGCUUCAAUAUGAGUGCAAGAUCUGGAAAUGUCAUCUUGCUGUGAUGCUUUGGGCUGUAGUCAGUGAGGAUACCACAAAAUCUUAAAACAGUAUUAAUUCUGCAGUUUGGCAGAGGUUUUCUGAUCAGAACUGGGUUUCAUUUAAUACAUCCAGCAUUACCAAACUAGUGUUACCAGUGAGUUUAGAAUAAAAGGGGUACAAUUACAAAGCCAGCAUUUCUAAGGAAAAAAACCCCAAACUCUAGUGCCUUUUUCUUUUGAGCUUAUGUUCUGUCCCUUCAAAAAAGGUAAGGGCUAUGUCCUCUGGGAUGUAAUACUUUGUUUGGCUUAUCUGUAAGUGGUUUGUUGUGGCAUACUCGAGACUAAACUGUCUCUUCUUGGCAGCAGUGGAGCUAACUGCAAUGUGCUGAGUAGCUUUAAUGACCACUUCCACCCUGUAUGCAUGUAGAAGCAGCACACAAGUUCGUAAGGUAUAAACCUUUGGUUAUUUUCUCUGUCCUGCUCCUGUGGGAAGGAAGCUCAGUCUUUCUUUUUAGCAUUCUAGUUAUGCAAUUUGGUUCUUCUGUAACUUGUUACUGAACUGCCAGAACAUGCUGUUUUGAAGGCUCAAUUCUGCAUGUAGCUGGGAGUUUAAGAGAAUUGUUUUGGUUUUGGUUCUUCUGGGUUUUUUUCCCGUCAAAUCUGUGAUUUUCAUAUUUCUACACUGUUUUGGCACAUCUAAGUUAAACUGAAGCAAUAGCAUAAAGCCCAUCUGAACAAUAACUUAGGAAAAAAUCUAGGCACCAAUGAGGCAUUUAAAUGUUGAAGUGAAUUCUGCAUUUACACUUUGUAGCUUCUUAAUUCCUCAACCCCUCCAAAAUGUUUCUUUGGUGCUAGAUGUAACUUAUUGAACAUCAAAAUGAAUGUAAAAUAAAAGUAUUUUUAAUGUAUGCAAUAUGGAUAUCAAUAUUUAUUUUGUACUUGCAAGCUAACUCAAGGUGGUAAAUGUUUGCUUUAGCAAAUAUUAGUCCCUUGGAACGGGCUUCCCUAGAAGCAAUGUCUCAUUUUCAGCUAUGCUUUUAAUUUUAAAGGUGACUUGCACUAGAGGAUGCUGCUGUUCCAUAUUUCACAUGGAACUGAUUUAGUCUAAGCAUUCCUUUGUUAUGAGCUGCUGGUUUUCUGUUUGAUUGCUUAUAAACUGAGAUGCAGUUAAUGUUAAUCCAGCAAUUUACUACAGCUAUGCUGCUUCUCUUCUGUGGUGAAGGGGCUGAGAUGGCAAAGAGCUCUUUCAACUUGUUUUUUGUGUUGAUCUGGAAGUGCUUCCUGUACUGUACAAAUAAUCCAGCCUUCAUGUUGCUAAUGACAAGGUGUUUUAUAUGCUUAAUGCUCUUGACUUUUCUAAUUAAAGUUAUUACUAAUGAUAGUAUCUGUCUUAACAGCAUUGAUAUAAGCCUAUGGAAAAGCAACACUCUCUAAGCUGUUGAAAUACUGAUCUUGUGCUCUGGGUGGGGGCUGUGCUGUGUGUCCCACCCCAGUGCUGUGCUGGAGUCCCCAUCUCACCCCGUGUGCCCUGCCCAGCACUGGGCUGGGAUGCUGCAGUGCUGUGGCUCCAGCCCAGCAGGCAGGGAGCACAGUGGCUGCAGGUCUGCACUCCUCUGUGACCAUGAGCUGCCCUGGAGAUCAGCCAGACUGAGCUCUGCCCUGACUCUUGUGCAGCCGCUGCACUCGAUUCCUCUCCAACUGGAACAGGCUUCCUGAACCUUCUGCUUUACUCUUCUCACAAAAUAUUUUUGCCUGUGCCCCAGUCACUCCUAAGUGAUGACACAUUAAAUACUGUGAAGCAAGAUACCCCGUGAGCAUGUUCAGCUCGUCAGCUUCUUUCUUCCUUAAAGGGAAUGUUGCAUUCAUUUGAAGUUUACAUUUGUAGCUGUGCCAGGGACACAAACGCCAGUGCUGAAAUCACACAAAGCAUUUUACUAGAUUUUUGCAUUGUGUAUUGGUAAAUAAACUUGUAUUAAAGUUUCUUUCCAUGACUGAUUUAACAAAAAUGUAACUUGGGCAGUGAGGCAAACGGCUUAAGUCUUUGCAGUAACAAUUGGAGCUGCAUUGCAGCUAAAUGUGAUGGGUGGAAAUGUGUCCAUGAGAUAGCUGGUACUGCUGGUAGCUUUGUUGGGUGCUUAAGUUUCAGAACUACCUUCCUCUCUUCCUUGAACUCUUCAGUGCUCCUUCCUGGGCUAUGGCAGAGUGCAGAGGUGGUUGGAGCUCUCCCUAGACUGACCCACUCCAGCUGAAGCCUUUCUGAGGGCAAGGAAGGGGAACCACUGAAAUGAGAGACUCAGUUACCAGCUUUAAAGAUGACCUUGUGCUGAACAUGAAGAGGAGCUUGUGUUUAAGAACACCCCUAAUGAGUUGUAGUCCAAAAAUGAGUUUGUGUGAAGCACUGGGAAGCUCAUUAACAAAAUCAUCUGCUAGGGACCAAUGUGCCCCUUUGCUUUAACUCUCUGUAACACAAACUUCUACACUAACAACAUUAUUACUACAUUUAGUUUAGAUCCAGAGGGAUUGGGAGGUGACAUAACAACACAUGACAGUUCUUUAAAAGUAUAUAAAAUGGAACCUGGUCCCUUUUUGACAUCAGUUGUGAGAACAGGUCCCAAUCAAAGUGCAGCAAAACCUUCUCUUCACACAACUACAGUGUGCUCUUAAACCCAGAGGGAGGAAAGAUACUUCCAAAUUCAACUUCAGUAUAUGGAAUCCCCUUUUCCCCCCCUCUAUUUUUAAACUUGAUCUUUGCAUUUUUUUUCCCUGUACUUGAUUAGUUUAAAAAUAUAAACAUUGUAGUUGCCUUCACACAUCAAAUAUUACUCUCCUUCCUCUGCCCAGUCGAAGCAUUCUUUGGUAGAGUUGAGAAAGAAUGAAUCCUUAAAUAUGAUUAACAUGACUAACCUCCAAACAGUUUUAUGCACUUAGGCUGCUCCUGGUUAACUGCUUAAUACCCAUGAAGGAAACCAGCACUAGGAAAAAUGUCUUAAGGAAUGAGUAAUGACUUCUCACCAUGAGCAGGUCCAGUGGUCAGUAAGCUCUUGGCAACUCUGUAUCUGAACCAAAUAUUUGAUUAAUGAACUUUAAGGUAAGAAGCUCCUUAAUCCACAAUAACCAGAAAUAUGGUAAAAAAUUCAGAAGUACUUACUUUUUACAGGACUUAGUAACUUCCCUAAUUUGAAGAUUCUGUCCUGUGUGUUAAGUGUGGGCUUUCAGAAUACAAGAGGACAGAUCCUUUGUCAGUUGUGUAAUUUGCCAGGUUCCACCCACUCCUCCCCAGGUGACCAGACAAAUGUCCUUCAGGUCAUCAUGUCUUGUGUGAUGAUGUUUAUGCUGAUUCUGCAGGACUGGGAGCAGCAGAUUGAGUUAGACAUGGCAAGAGCUGCAUGGAGAAAAGGUCUGGUGCAACCUAAUACCCAAGCUGAGUAAAUGUAAGAAAUAAAGAAAAUGAAACUAAGUUCACACUUUUGUUUGAGCCACUUACAUGCAAUUAUUUAUAUAAGUCUAAAAGAAAUCAUAUACCAAAUUCUCAGCAACUCACUUCUUUGGGUGUUCUGGCUCUCAUCAAGAUUGUAACUACAGUUUGCAUAACAAACUGAUUGCAAAGCUAGAAGUUACAAGACUAUAAAAAUUGUUUAAACCAAUUUGUACAACAUUAAAUUAAAAAUCCAAAGAUAGGAUAAAUUCUAUUGGUUCUUCAAUGCCAUACAAGUAUUAGAUGGUUUUCUUGAUUCAAUGUUAGUACAGGACAAAAAGGUUGAACAAUUACAAAGGAUAUCUAAUCUCCAUUGCCAUUUAUUUACAGUUCAAAAUUCACACAGGUUUCAGUUGCAGUUGUUGAGAUUAUUUUUGAAUGGACAAAAGAGGGCAUUUAUGACAUCAGUGUGUAAAAGCUGAUGGGUGCUUGCAGAAGGCAGGUUAUUUGUACUG